UGUGGUAACGUGACUCAUUCGUUUGAGAUUAUAAUAACUAAAUCGUGAAUCAAAAUCGUCACUCGAUCCUCAGCGGUAGAAUGGUAGACGAUUUGCUCCCACCCUCACCUAACUGGUACUGCAGUCAGGCGAGUGACUGUAGCGAGGAUGGAUUGUUUGCCUAUUCCACACGGAGCGUCGUGUUUCUGCUCGAUCUCCGAACCAGUCCGCCGUGUUACGUGGGAUGCCUGGCCGGGCAGGCGGGACAUUCGAACCGGGUGACGGCCGUGAAGUUUGGACAUGGAAUCCGUGGUAAACACCUGUGUGCUACGGCGGGUGAUGAUUGUACUGUAAGAGUCUGGGACGUGAUUGGAAGGGCUAUGAAGACCGAACAUCAUUUUCACAAGGAGGUCAAAGUAACAACAAUUCAAUGGUCUACAUCGCAAGUUCACCAGGGCCUGGUCGUGUCUGGAGAUGAGAGGGGUACACUGAUAUGGUGGAAUCCUGUUAGUGGUGAGAACAGGGAGUUUGUCCCAGAAAGACGACCUAUUGGCUCUCUGGCAAGCUGCCCACACGAUGGGGACUACAUUGCUGUAGGCUAUAAGACAGGUCUUGUGCUGAUUUUAGAUAUCAGUGGCAAGGGGCAAAUCAUCCACAAGUUAAGGGGCCAUGACGAUGAAGUUCAAUCGAUCUGCUGGUCUCCUGCCCUUGGUGAGAACAUUCGCCUCUUUCAAAAGCCUAAAGAAGAAACCACUCAGCUUGAGGAAGGAACCGCCCCCGAAGGGCCACUUGAAGUACCCCAACCAGACGCUCCUGCUCACCUGACAUUUAGAGAACAUGGUUGCCUCUUGAUAUCUGGGUGCCGGGAUCGUACCAUCCGGGUGUGGAACACCACCCAUGGAAAGGCAGUGCUGACCCUCAGUCUACCCCCUCGGGGUGGGGCCCAUCGAACUAGAGAGAGGGGAGAAGAAGGGAUCAAGGCAAGGGUAUGGCUGGGUCUCUGCUGGCCCCAGAAUCGGCCUAGAGAGUUUAUUUCAAGCUCCUAUGGAGGAGAUGUUUUACAGUGGAACCUGAGCAAACCUGGUAGGCAGAAAUGGGAGUAUUUUGGUUCAGAGGAUAGCAUUUCCCACAACAGGAUAGUGUUCAACAUUAUCAACUCAUGCAGUCAGGAUAUGGUCAUCACAACGUCCAUGGACAGACAGAUUAUAUGCUGGAAUACAAAGACCUUGAAACCAAUCUGGUCUAUCCCCACCCUGGGGGGAUUCGUCUAUAGUUUAGCUACUUGUCCCGUUGAUCCAGGGUGUGUGGCGUUAGGUGUAGGGGACAACAUGAUCCGUGUGUGGAACACCUCAGCUGCAGGGAAGAGUUAUGCUGUUAACAUCUUGUGGCAGGGGAUCAAAUCCAAAGUUACCGUGCUUUCCUGGCACCCAGAGAGGGACAACUGCCUUGCAUAUGGCACUGAUGAUGGACGUGUUGGCAUCUACAAUACAUUCAAUCAGGGGAAGGGGCCUCAUUUAUCCAGUACAUUUCACAAGAAGACAGUGUACUCGCUGAGUUGGGGUCCGCAGUGCCCAGCCAAAGAGGGUGUAGGGCUAGGGACCCAUUGUCUCUACAGCUGCAGUGGAGAUGGUAUUAUAUACCAACAUGAUCCAAGCAAACUGGGGGAGGAUGCCGCAAACUUCAACAGCCUUGUGCGCUCCACCAACAAGAUCACACAUAUGCUACCCCUGCAUACAGAUGUGUCAUGGAGGGAUGAUGGAGUAGCUGUUGCCACAGGCAACGAGGAUGGCUCGAUCGAUGUCUAUGCGGCACCCAAUCUCUUGUUGCUGUGCACUAUCCAAGUCCAUCAUAAGCUCAUCAACUGCCUGCAAUGGUAUCCCAACAACAGUCAAUCAGGAACAAACACACAACUCACUGACCAAUCAGAUGUUGUCUUAGAAGAUGACUUGAAUGGCUCUAACAAAUCAGGGAAGAGGUACUGGCUGGCCUCGGGUUCAAACGAACCGCAGGUGCAAGUGCAUGACCUGACGCCUGUAUUAGGAGAAGUAGAACCAGUUCAAAUGAAAGCCCCCAUGACAAGUUCCUUCCGCACUCUGAAUGGCCACACCCUAAGGAUUACAGCGUUGUCAUGGAGUCCCCAUGGCAAUGGUCAUCUGGUAUCUGCAUCGUAUGACUACACUGCUCAGGUUUGGGACGUUCUGAAAGGGGAACCCAUUGCCAAUUUUCGGGGUCAUCUUGGGCGGUUAUUUUCAGUGGCGUGGAGCGUCAUUGACCCUGAUAUUAUCUUCUCGGGUGGAGAGGACUUCUGUCUGAUGAAAUGGAGAAUAUCAAAAACCCAACACACCAAACCACCAACACACAAGAGAAACAUCAUGAUGACAUCACGCCCGGGGAAGGGAAAACCGUCAUCUAAGAACAAAAAGAAAUCCAAAAUCCUCAAGGACACAUCGAGUGAGGGAAGCACACCGCCUCGGCCAUCCACUCCAGAAGUGCCAGCCAAACUUGAAGGAGGUACCCCUUUAGUUCCCGGAACCCAUUCCCGAAACGAACCUCCGGCUAGUGGAUCUGAUCUGGCCAAAUCUUCUGAGGGUGAUGCAUGUGAUCUACAGAGACUCGUUGUAGCAAAGAGACUGGAGUUACAGGUCGCGGUCGCAGUUGACUCCUCAGAACAAAAGAGGGUAACUGAAACAAACUGUAGUUCUGAAUUAGGCGAUGCAGACAGAAAUGAAAGGCAGACGGCCGUAGCAGAAGGGAGUGAGAGUUCAAGGGUCAAAGAUUCAGAUAUGACCUCUGACUUCCAGUCACGAGAUGCCCCUGAUGCUGCAGCGAAGAAAGAUGGCCGUCGUAGGAAGAAACAAAAGUCGCUUUUCCCCAUGAGCCGCAAUCAGGACAACCGAGGCAAAAUCUACCAUCUAGAGGACUGCAUUGCUUUAGCAAGCCAUAAAUACAGUUCGAAGGAGACCCAACUCUCUGCAUCACUGCACCCAGGAGUCGGUGAUAAUGUUCAUUUGGGUCUCUUUGCUGACCGUAGAGCAGCCUAUGCUAUGUUCAAAGAGGAAGGCGGGCAACAUGAGGAAGGUGGUUACCCACGCCAGAAUCUAGAGAUGUGGAAAGGGAAUUUAGCUGGUGCCCUGACCCAGGCAACGGAACACAAUCAACUCAACAGCUUUUUGGUCGCAAUGUCACCACUAGGUGGUCACGAUGUGUGGUUGGAGACUACGGAGGCCUAUGCAAGACAGCUAGAAAUGAAUGAAGAUUACACACAAGCUGCUACCUACUACUUGGCAUGCCAUAAGAUUCACAAGGCCAUAAAAGUCCUACAAGACAACAAGCUGUACAGAGAAGCAGUAGCUUUGGCCUCUGUUAGGCUGUCUCCAUUUGAUGAAGCUUUUACCAACGUUUACAAAGCCUGGGCAAGCCAUCUUGAGUCUGAGGGUAACUAUGGACCAGCAGCUAAGUGUUACCUGACAAUUAACCAGCCAGCGGAUGCAGUAAUGCUCCUAGCAAGGAAAAGUGACAUCCCAUCACUGUCGACUGCCCUUCAUGUCGCGUGCAUCUCGGGCCAAAGUCACCUGACUAAUGGCUUGCUUGUCCGCUAUUUGCAUGAAUGUCUCAUGGCUGGUGAUUGGCUGAAUGCUCAAGGACUUCUAGCCAACCGCAGCAGUUUGAUGUUUGGUAGUCUGGUUGCCACCAUGCAUGAGAUCAUAGUUACAACAUUAACGCAUCAGGCAUUUAUAUCAGAGGAGCUGUUUAAGGAGGCCGGAAAUAACCCUUGGAUACAAGAACAAUGUCAAAACAAGACGCAGUGUACACCUCAUGGGGACCUUGGCACAUUUCUUGAACGUUCGAUACAUGAAUGGUUUAAGCAAUGUACAUUAGACUCAUCAGAUGAGGGUAUUGUACAUGGUCUGUACGACGCAGUGGUAGGGAUCAAACAACCAAAUGCCCAGCAUGGGCAAACCAAACAGCUUCUUGUGGAGUUGGCGUUUGAGUUGACACUGGGUCAGCUGUCUGUCAUGAUGGACUGUCCUUCCAAGGCAGUCGCCCAUUGGCUACAAGCCAUUGUCAUGUGUCACAGUGUUUGGAACAUGGACAUUGCUAGAGGAAUAUUUUCCCUUAUACUUCCUGAAGGAAGUGAAUCAAUCAAGCAACUUCUUGAAGGGUCUACAGUUGAAUCUACAGGUGCAAUCACGAGUCUACAAGCUCACUUCAUGCUCACUGAGCUUUACCAUCUCUGGUGGGGUGUCGGGAAUCAGAUUGCGGAUGGUAAGUCAGUCAUGGUGGGAGCCGCUGAUGCUUCAUAUCCAAUCGAAAUGAUGAAGAGCUCGUCAAAAGCUCCUUCUAUAUCUGGGGUCAAUGCUGAGACCAAUCAAACUGAUCAUCAAUCAACUUCAGUCGGGACAAAGUUGGAACCUGACUGUAAUGGGGCUGUGUCGGAGAUGACUGGAAAACAAAACGAAGUUGCAAAUAAUAAAAUGACUGAAAGUGAAAUGAAAUCCUCACAGAAAAUGGUUGAUUCUGAACAUAAAAUAUAUUCUCUGAGUGAAAAACUGAGUGUAACAUCUCAUGUGUUGCUGUCAGAGCCACAUGCUAGGCUAAGUGGCAUCAGGGGUAGGCUUCAAUACAUCCAGAUGGCUGUGGGGAGGCUCGUCAGCCAGCAUUGCCAAGAGGGUCAACAAGAGGUCCCCUUACCCCAAGACCCAACCCAGGAGGUCCUCUUGCCCCAAGACCCGACUCACAAGGUCCUCCAACCCCAAGAACCUGCUGGUGGGACUGUCAGUGACAAACACAGGGAUCCUUUAGACCCUGUAAAUAAGGUUUCUGAUGAUACAAGAACCUCGGGUGAUAUACCUCAGGGUAGAAAGCUGACUCAAAAUGGUGACUGUGAGGAUGCGGUUGUGCAACAACUGCUACCUCCAGCAGAUGUCAAGGGUCAAACUCGAGGUAUUCUCAACGACAAAGCUGGGUCAGCUGCCUCGGAUAUCACACCAAAUGGGAAGAUUCCAAAAGAGAAUUCAAACAAACUGAUCAAUGAUGGAACAGAGCUCAGUGAAGGUACCUCGAAAGCUUUGGGAAUUUCCUCAGCUGUGGACAUAUCUUCAGAAGAUCUUUUGCCGGGAGACUGGAAUGAGUUGAUGGCUGAUGUUCAGUAUACGCACCCUGCCGUGACGUGCGCCGUUUUGUUAGAGGAACAAAACAAACUGUCACAGGACCUGAGGGAACUUGAAAGCAAUUCAGAGGUAAAUCACCCAUUUCCAGAUGCUCUAGAAAGUGCCACGGUGAUGAUGCACAUCUGUCAAACUGCCAGUAAGACACUGGAGCUUUCUGAGACGGAGAGAAAUGAGUUAAUGCAACUCAGGGAGAAUGCUGCACGGUGGGGACUGAAGCACAGCUGGCUCACAAGACAGAAGGCAUUAUUCAGUAAACACCUUCAAGAGUUGGAAAACUGAUGUUGUUAUGUGUCGUAAGCAGCCAGUUGAGAAUACAUGUACGGAGUUGGAAG
Asterias rubens (European starfish) is the source of this 5482-nucleotide messenger RNA. RefSeq names its product gem-associated protein 5-like. NCBI's taxonomy places the organism in Eukaryota, Metazoa, Echinodermata, Asteroidea, Forcipulatida, Asteriidae. The coding region runs from base 81 to 5429 and encodes 1782 amino acids. Gene Ontology annotation, molecular function: protein binding. The record is from RefSeq and is a predicted model, not a curated record. The transcript is spliced from 23 exons.